This is a messenger RNA of Rubroshorea leprosula, 2275 nucleotides long. The record is from the annotation of a GenBank genome assembly. Lineage: Eukaryota; Viridiplantae; Streptophyta; Magnoliopsida; Malvales; Dipterocarpaceae.
CGUCGCAAUGAGUCUUUUCCUAAACUGUUCAUACUUUCUCCGACUCCGAUGAGUCCUCUUCUGCUCCAGUAGCCAGCAGUUCUACUUUAGUUACACUCAAAGAAAGAACAAUUCUCGGCUUCUGCGAGGAGUUCAGAAAUUUUCCGGCCGACGCAGUACAGAGGAGUGUGAACACUUCGAGUGGGAUGAGCAUAUCGAAUUGAGGUCGGAGGAGCGUUGAUCUUGUAGCAUGGUGCUGUAGGAAUUGAUCCAGUCCGCCGAUAAAGAGUAGUGAUCGGUUGAGUGUGGAAACAGGCAAAAUGGCUCAGAGUAAUUGGGAAGCAGAUAAAAUGCUUGAUGUUUAUAUUCAUGAUUAUUUGUUGAAACGAAAAUUGCAUGCCUCGGCAAAAGCUUUUAUGACCGAAGGCAAGGUUGCGACAGAUCCAGUAGCAAUUGAUGCACCUGGAGGCUUUCUUUUCGAGUGGUGGUCCGUCUUCUGGGAUAUAUUUAUUGCAAGAACGAAUGCAAAACACUCAGAGGCUGCUGCAGCUUAUAUAGAGGCACAGCAAAUCAAAGCUCGGGAGCAGCAGCAGCAGCAACAGCAGCAACAGGUACAAAUGCAGCAAUUGCAACUGAUGCAACACCGUAAUGCAUUGCAACGAAGGGAUGCCAAUCAUCCUGCUCUUGGUGGUUCUAUAAAUGCUAUGAACUCUGAAGGAAUGAUAGGGCAGCCAUCGGCAAGUGUUCUGGCCAUGAAGAUGUAUGAAGAUCGUAUGAAACACCCUCAUUCUGUAGAUUCAGAGACAUCAUCUGCUCUUAUUGAUGCCAAUAGGAUGGCCCUUCUAAAAACACCUGUCAAUCAUCAAGGUCAGUUGGUACAAGGUAAUCCAGGGAACAUGUCAGCAGCUUUGCAACAAAUCCAACCACGAACACCUAUGACCACUGACAUCAAAGGUGAGGUUAAGUUGGGGCAAAAAAGUCUACCUAUGGAUCCCUCAUCAAUCUACGGACAAGCAAUUUUGCAAUCAAAAUCUGGACUAACUGGUGCUGGUGUCUCUGGUCUUCCUUUAAAUGGUUGGCCUCUGACUGGAAUUGAUCAAUUAAGACAAGGUCUGGGUGUGCCAGUGCAAAAGCCUAAUCUGCAGGCACAAAAUCAAUUUCUUUUGGCAUCUCAACAACAGCAGGUCUUGGCACAGGCUCAAGCACAAAGCAACCUUGUUAACACACCCAAUUUUGGGGACACAGACCCUCGUAGAUUUGGUCAAAUGCCUAGGGCUAAUUUGAAUACAAAAGAUGGCCAAUCUGCUAGAAAUGAUGGAUCCAUAUGCUCUCCUGUCCAGUCAAGUUCUCCAAAGAUGAAGAUGGGUCAAAUGCAGCAUUCUUCAUCCCAACAACAAGAUCAAUUGUCACAGCAGCAGCAACUGCCACAGGGCAAUAGAAAAAGGAAACAACACUCUUCUUCUGGACCAGCUAACAGCACUGGCACGGGAAAUACAGUGGGCCCUUCACCUAACUCACCUCCUUCAACUCACACUCCUGGAGUCUUCUAAGGGUUUCACCUUUGGUGAGGUUGGUUGCAUACGAAGCAGAAAUAGCAAAGUUACUUGCUGUCAUUUCUCUUCAGAUGGGAAGCUGCUAGCCAGUGCUGGACAUGACAAGAAGGUGGUCCUUUGGAAUAUGGAUACCCUGCAAACAGAGAGUACUCCUGAAGAACACAAACUAGUUAUUACAGAUGUUCGCUUCAGGCCAAAUUCAUCUCAGCUUGCAACAGCUUCAGUUGAUAAAUCUGUGCGAGUAUGGGAUGCUGCCAAUCCAAACUAUUGUGGGCCAGCAUAUACACACAGUUCACCAGUUAUGUCCCUAGACUUCCAUCCUAAAAGAACAGACAUAUUCUGUUUUUGUGACAAUGACAAUGAAAUCCGAUAUUGCAAUCUCAAUACAUUGUCAUGCAGUCGAAUCUCCAAGGGAGGUACUGCUCAAGUGAGAUUUCAACCAAGAACUGGACAGUUGCUGGCAGCUGUUUCAGAUAAAAUAGUGUCUAUCUUUGAUGUUGAAGCUGACAGACAAACAUACUCAUUUCAGGGGCAUUCUGAAAUGGUUAAUUAUAUUUGCUGGGAUGCAAAUGGAGAUAACUUGGCAUCUGUGAGCCACAACUUGGUAAAAAUAUGGUCAGUGUCUUCAGGGGAUUGCAUUCAAGAGUUUAGUUCUAAUGGGAACCAGUUCCAUUCUUGUGUUUUUCAUCCAAGUUAUGCAGCACUUUUGGUGAUUGGAGGAAUAUCGGUAAUUCUUUGCACUU